AUGGGCUGUCGGGAGGUUCACGCAGCCACGGUGCUGGCCUUCCUGAGUGGCACAGCGUCAGUGGCCGGGCUGCUGGCAGCGGUGCUGCUGCCCAACUGGCGGCAGAUGCGGCUGUGCACCUUCAACCGGAACGAGCGGAACCUGACGGUGUUCACGGGGCUGUGGAUCAAGUGCGCACGCUUUGACGGCAGCCGCGACUGCGUCAUCUACGACCCGCAGUGGUACAGGGCCGUGGACCAGCUGGACCUGCGCGUCCUGCAGUUCGCCCUGCCCCUCAGCAUGGCCACCGCAGCCGCUGCCCUGCUGCUCUGCCUGGUGGGCAUGUGCCACACGGCCUUCGUGUCCAGUGUGCCCAACGUCAAGCUGGCCAGGUGCCUGGUCAACAGCGCGGGCUGUCACCUGGUGGCCGGCCUGCUCUUCCUGCUGGCCUGUGCCAUCUGCCUCACCCCCUCUGUCUGGGUCAUCUUCUACAACAGCUACCUGAACAGGAAGUACGAGCCCAUCUUCAGCUUCGACAUCUCCGUCUUCAUCGCCAUUGCCAGUGCCGGCGGGCUCUUCUUCACCUCUGUGCUGCUCUUCCUCUGGUACUGUGCCUGCAAGAGCCUCCCCUCUCCCUUCUGGCAGCCCUUCUACUCACACCCGCCCAGCAUGCACAGCUACAACCCCCAGCCCUACUCUGCCCGCUCCCGCCUGUCCGCCAUGGAGAUUGACAUCCCCGUGGUCACACACACCUCCUAA
Messenger RNA from Indicator indicator, 738 nucleotides. RefSeq names its product claudin 12 (gene CLDN12). The record is from RefSeq and is a predicted model, not a curated record. Gene Ontology annotation, cellular component: plasma membrane. Bases 1 to 738 code for a protein of 245 amino acids. NCBI's taxonomy places the organism in Eukaryota, Metazoa, Chordata, Aves, Piciformes, Indicatoridae. The transcript has a single exon.